This is a messenger RNA of Aspergillus wentii DTO 134E9, 873 nucleotides long. RefSeq lists its product as uncharacterized. The record is from RefSeq and is a predicted model, not a curated record. The coding region runs from base 108 to 566 and encodes 152 amino acids. Lineage: Eukaryota; Fungi; Ascomycota; Eurotiomycetes; Eurotiales; Aspergillaceae. The transcript has 3 exons.
GUGAUAGAGUUGUUGUCUCGAAAUCUGGGACAACGCUCAAGCCAGUCUGCGACCAGGGCGAGCGAUGGCAGAUCCACCAAACACACCCACAUCUCCUGACAAGAAGGAUGGAGAAGGGGAUGACGCUGAUGAUGGUUGAUUAUUUCUCAAUUAUUGGCGUUGAGCAGCCCUUGAAGGCGAUGGGGAUGGAUGAUAGUCCCAUGGCUGGUGCUUUUUCUAUGCUUUUUUUCCCUUGUGAUGAAUGCUUUCUUCUCUCCACAGACACGGGCUUCACCACAAUAAUUAAUCAUAAUAAUAAUAUAUCCCCAUCCAUAUUAUUAUUAUUACUAUUACAAUCAUAUUAUCACUUAAAGUUUGGCGGAUAUAGGAUCGGCCGUCGUGUCCGCACAAAAAUCGAGAUUCUCACCGCCGCCCAGCAAGACCUGAACGAACUAGCAUUUCUCUAUCGCGUCUUCAUCCCAGAAGGUUUCGACAAACCUUUUUUCCCUUCUUCUCUUCUCUUCUCUUUUCUUUUUUCUCUUUCCUUUGCCCACGAGCUCAUGCACCACGAGUCCACGACCCAUUGACGACCCUGCAGAAUCUCCAAUUGAUCCCUCUCUCCCCAUCCCCAUCCAACCUCCGACCCCGUUCUCCCUCAUCUCCUGACACGGCCUUGAGUCUACCUAGCCUCUUCCGAUUCCAACUCGAUCUGUUGUCAUUGAAAGUUCCUUUUUGGCUCCGAUUAUUCUGCCGCGUCGAGGAGAUAUCUGCGAGGAAUUGGCGUCGAGACCCAUGUAACCGGAUCGCGUGUCGCUGCCCUUGCUCUACCCAGCGGCUUUGCCAGGAAGCCCAGAUUCUAUAUCGAGAAAGAAGCAUUCGGUUUGGCAGGAUCCA